Molecule: messenger RNA, 1529 nt
Organism: Centrocercus urophasianus (Greater sage-grouse)
Lineage: Eukaryota; Metazoa; Chordata; Aves; Galliformes; Phasianidae
Product: lysosomal amino acid transporter 1 homolog
Exons: 9
Coding region: 302-961 (219 amino acids)
Source: RefSeq, a predicted model, not a curated record
UCUAGCCAAGUUUGUUUAUGAGUUUGGGAAUAACUGUGAUCUCAAGCAUCCGUCUGCAUGCAGAGGGUUUUCACAGCAGAUAUUCAGCUUUGUAGAGAAUAGGAGUCUGUGUAUAAAUGGCACACCGUGGAUUUGGCAUCUUCUGGAAGAAUGUGUGGAGAAUGCAUGGGAGUACUGCAGCGUUGUCGUAGGACUGACUUCCAUUGUCUGCUUUCUGUUUGCUGCACUACCUCAAAUUCACGUUGCCUGUCGGGAUGGAAAGGUGGACCAAGCGCUGUCUUUGGGCUUUCUGCUGUGUUGGAUGGCUGGAGAUGUCACAAAUCUGAUAGGCUGCUAUUUAACAAAUCAACUGCCAAUUCAGACUAUCACUGCCAUCUCCUACGUUAACAUGGAUAUCAUUUUGAUUUCACAAUUUGCCUAUUGCAAGCUCAAGAAUUGGAAGAUGAUGAAAGGCAGCAGAAGGCUGAAGAAUUUCUGUAUAACCUGGAUCUUGAUGUGCAUAACCCUGUGUGUUGUUUUACCCUGCCAGCUGUUGAUCAGAAAGCAAGACCAGAGCUCAGCAAUGGAAAGAAGUAUUAACUCUCUCGAUAUGAUUGAAAUGUCAGGCUUCGUUUGUGGCUAUAUAUCUUGUGUGUUUUACUUGGGAAGUAGAUUUCCUCAGCUGUAUAAAAACUUUCAGAGAAAGUCAACAGAAGGCACCUCUUACCUGCUGUUUGCAUUGGCCAUGCUGGGAAACAUCACGUAUGGCCUCAGCCUUGUCCUAAAGAUGCCUGCUGCUGGAUCUGUCCGGGCCCUCUACUUUUUACACCAUCUUCCAUGGCUCCUCGGGAGCUUUGGAGUUUUGUUCCUGGAUUUUUUUGUGACUGUGCAGUUCCUUCUGUAUGGUCAGCACAAGGAGAGAUCACAUGCCUUGGUGGCACUGGAAGUGGAGCCACUGCUUGUGGGUGAGGAGGAUGCAUAGUGCUGUGCUCAGCCCUGCUCACGCCUGGGGACUUGGAUGGGUCAGACUGCAGGAGCUUUGCAACCACACUUAUUUUUGGUAUUCAUUUAUUUGUCAUUAAUUUGUCACUGCUUGUUUAACGUUUUCAUCUUCACAUCAUUUGCAAAUAUUUAUUCUGUUGCUUCAGAACUGUAUUAAGUCUUUGUUUUCCUGAAUGCUUGCCUUUCUCACUGUUCCUCCCUGUGAUGGGAAUCACAGCAGUGGGUGCUUUGGGAGUAUUUAUUUGACACGAUGAUGCCAUGCAUAUGACAAGGUGACAAUUUUUAGAUGAAAACCUACAUCUUGAUAGCAGUAAUACGGCUGUUUUAAAACUAGCCCCGAGCCUUGAACUCAGCGUGGAGUUCUGUACUGCUCAGUGUGGUCACAUUGCAUGGAAGAAAAUUGGCCUUUAAUUAAGAACCAUCAGUGCAGAGGAUCCAUUGCUGAUGUAAAAGCAGAAUUGUGGUGUGAGUUCUUGAGAUCAUAGAAUCAUAGCAUGGCCUGGGUUGAAAAGGACCACAAUGCUCAUCCAGUUCCAGCCCUCUGCAGU